Molecule: messenger RNA, 1356 nt
Organism: Truncatella angustata
Lineage: Eukaryota; Fungi; Ascomycota; Sordariomycetes; Amphisphaeriales; Sporocadaceae
Product: WD40-repeat-containing domain protein
Exons: 3
Coding region: 1-1356 (451 amino acids)
Cellular component (GO): nucleus
Molecular function (GO): protein binding
Source: RefSeq, a predicted model, not a curated record
AUGUCCACUCCCGACCCAAAGCAUGGUGCCCCUGGGUCCGGCCCCGGAUCAGGAUCUGGGUCCCAGCGCAACAUCUCUAAUACUCCUCUCGGGCUAGCUGAUAUCAGGCCACGCGCCGACUCCAGCUUGUCCGACGGCGUCCCUGGCUCCUCGGGAUACGAGCUCGCCAACGCCCAGCCCUCCCCCAGCAACUAUCUGGCACCCUGGGCCCUGUAUGCUUUCGAUUGGUGCAAAUGGGCUCCUUCGGCCAACGGAGCAGGCAAAGUAGCCAUCGGCAGCUACCUUGAAGAUGGUCACAAUUUUAUCCAAAUUCUCGAUACCCAAAUCGUUAAUGCACCUACCGACACCUAUAACUCGGGAUCUUCCAAGAGCUGUCUCGAGUUUACAAAGAUCGCCGAAGCCACGCACUCCUAUCCCGUGACUAGGCUACUGUGGGAGCCUCCGUCGUCGAACAAACAGACUACCGAUUUGUUGGCCACGUCCGGAGACCACCUCAGACUAUGGUCUCUCCCCUCGGAGCCUCAGAGCUCCUACGGGAGCAUGCUCGGCCGGCAGCAGCACCGCCCGGCCACCAAACUCACCCCGUUGGCCCUGCUUUCCAACUCCAAGACCCCCGACCAUACCGCGCCGCUGACGUCCUUGGACUGGAAUACUGUAUCCCCAAGUUUGAUCAUCACCUCUAGCAUAGAUACGACAUGUACUAUUUGGGACAUUCCGUCUCUGACAGCCAAGACUCAGCUUAUCGCUCACGACAAGGAAGUGUACGACGUCCGUUUCUGCGCCAAUAGCGUAGACGUGUUCGUCAGUUGCGGUCAAGAUGGCAGUGUUCGCAUGUUCGACUUGAGGAGCCUCGAACACAGCACCAUUAUCUACGAGCCAACUGCCAAGGACGAUAGAGCUACAGACGCGAAUGGUGGAAGGAUCAGCCCAACCUUGGCUCAGCAGACAAUGUCUAAUGCACCACCGUUGAUGAGGAUUGCCACAUCACCACACGAUACACAUCUCUUGGCAACCUUCGCGCUGGACUCUAACGUGAUCCGGAUUCUCGAUGUCAGACAGCCAGGCCAGGCCCUGCUAGAGCUCCGCGGGCAUGGCGGUGCCGUUAACUGCAUGGAAUGGUCGCCCACCCGGCGGGGAACGCUGGCCUCGGGAGGUGAUGACUGCCAGGUCCUGUUGUGGGACUUGAUGAAUAGCACCCCGAACAGUACGGGCUCUCCCGAUAAGCAUCUUACGCCGGUUGCUGCGUGGCAAUGUGAUUACGAGGUUGGAAAUCUUGGUUGGACACCACAAAAUGGUGAGGGCGAAUGGUUAGGCGUUUCUGGAGGUAGAGGCGUAUGGGGACUCAAGUUGUCUUGA